Molecule: messenger RNA, 1984 nt
Organism: Eucalyptus grandis
Lineage: Eukaryota; Viridiplantae; Streptophyta; Magnoliopsida; Myrtales; Myrtaceae
Product: tRNA-specific 2-thiouridylase MnmA
Exons: 10
Coding region: 48-1532 (494 amino acids)
Biological process (GO): tRNA processing
Molecular function (GO): sulfurtransferase activity
Source: RefSeq, a predicted model, not a curated record
CCCAAAGCCCAGCAAAGCCGCCCGCCCUCUCAUCUCCCGCUUCGACAAUGGCGAUGCUGCGACUAGCCUCGAGACCAGUCGUCAUCCUCUCCUCCCUCUUCUUCCCCGGAGCGUCUCCGCCUUCCAUUUCCGCUCUCACCAGACCCUAUACUCUCUCCUCCUCCAUCAUCUCCAGGGCCUUCCUCAGGCCCCCGCCGCCUCGCUCUCCGCCGCCCCCGCCCCCGCCCCCGCCCCCGCCCCCAGCUCUCCGAGCCGCCGGGAUCCGCCCCCACGGCGACCUGGACCCCUCCCACCUCUCCUGCUCCAUGCCGGGCAAGCGGCUCAGGGUCGCCGUCCUCCUCAGCGGCGGCGUCGACAGCAGCGUCGCCCUCCGCCUCCUCCGCGCCGCCGGCCACUCCUGCACCGCCUUCUACCUCAAAAUCUGGUUCCAGGAAGAUUUCGAGAACUUUUGGUCGGAGUGCCCUUGGGAAGAAGAUUUGAAGUACGCGAAAGCUGUUUGUGAGCAGGUUGAUGUGCCUUUAGAAGUUGUCCAUUUGACAGAUGAAUAUUGGAAAAAUGUGGUGUCUUACAUAAUUGAGGAGUACCGCAGUGGUCGAACUCCUAAUCCUGAUGUCCUUUGUAACACAAGGAUAAAGUUUGGUGCCUUCAUGGAUGCCAUUAACAGUAUGGAGUAUGACUUCAUUGCUUCUGGCCACUAUGCGAAAGUUGUCCACUCUUCAAAUCAUAUUGAUAAUGCUUCCGAGUUGAAGUUGUCAGAGGACAUGGUGAAGGAUCAGACAUACUUCCUUUCACAUCUUUCACAGGCCCAGCUGAAGCGACUAAUUUUCCCUCUUGGUUGUAUUUCGAAAAAUGAAGUUCGAAAACUUGCUGCCAGAUUUGAUUUGCCUAACCAAGAUAGAAAGGAUUCACAGGGGAUAUGCUUUCUUGGGAAGAUAAAAUUCAGUGAGUUUGUUGCCAGACAUAUUGGGGAGAUGGAGGGUAUCAUAUUAGAAGCUGAGACGGGGGAUUUCCUUGGGAACCAUCGUGGCUUUUGGUUCUACACAAUUGGUCAACGGCAAGGACUACGUCUUCCUGGAGGACCUUGGUAUGUUGUGGAGAAGGACACUAAGAACAACGUUGUUUUCGUGUCCCGAAAUUACUUCUCAGUGGAUAAAAGGAGGCGCCUUUUUCGUGUUGGCUCUCUCAAAUGGCUUAUUGGGGCACCUCCAACUGAGAUCAGUCAGCUCCAAUGCAAGGUGAGACACGGUCCUGGUUUCUACAACUGUAGUUUGUCUCUAGAAUUGGGUGAGAAUGGCCAGGAAGAUGUUGCGGUGGUUCAGUUGCCUGAAGAUGAUCAAGGCCUGGCAGCAGGGCAAUUCACAGCCUUUUACCAAGAUAGAACAUGCAUUGGUUCAGGUGUCAUAUUGGAAUCUUGGAAUGACCAGGGCUUUCCUGUCUGCCAGAAGGCUCUUGAGAUCGCUAGAAUGGAGGAUAAGUCGAAACUUGGAAAACCGGUUAAGAUUAAGGUAAAACCAGAGGGCACUGUAGGGUAGUUUGAUUGGAAAAAUUCAAAUUUUCAGUUGAGGAGAAGUUCAAUUUGAACAGCAAUGCCUUCAUGGCGCGACAUCCUUGCCAUGCCGAUUUGGCUGGAAAAACGGAGUUGAAGUUUGCUCAAGACCAGCUGUGAUGUAAGAGCUGAGGAUGGUGAAUGUCAGCUAAGUCUGGCCGGUGGGUGGUGGAGACUUCGCAAGAUACCGCCUGUCAUAUGUUGUAUGCUAGCAAAAAGAUCAUUCGGGGUUGAAAGGUGAUGAGUUAUCCGGUCCCCUAAGUUCAUCUUGCGGUAUUAGAGCUCCACUCUGAUAUUGUGUAUGAGACAAAUUAUAUUUUUCCCAAAGGCUUUCUUUUGGGCGUAUUUCAAACCGAAAGCUGGCAAGACGCGCCUGACUGUGUAAAGUACUCCGCAAUUAUUUCAUGUGUAAAAACGUGCGUCUGGAAUGCUGGCUUA